AUGCCUGGUUUUCCUGCUGCAGAUACCAUACGCAUACUCGUAGCCACAGACAAUCAUGUUGGCUACGCCGAGCGAGACGCCAUGCGAGGGGACGAUAGCUGGAAGAGUUUCCACGAGGUCAUGUGCUUAGCGAAAGAGAAAGAUGUCGACAUGGUGCUUUUGGCCGGGGACCUCUUCCACGACAACAAGCCCUCAAGAAAGGCCAUGUUCAACGUCAUGCGAUCUCUCAGAAUGAAUUGCUAUGGAGAGAAGCCCUGCGAGCUGGAAAUGCUCAGCGACAGCAGCGAGGUGUUCGAAGGGGCAUUCAACCAUGUCAAUUACGAAGACCCAGACAUAAAUGUUGCCAUCCCAGUCUUUUCCAUACAUGGCAAUCAUGAUGACCCAUCAGGCGAUGGCCGUUUUGCAGCCCUCGAUUUGCUCCAAGCAGCCGGUUUACUCAAUUACUACGGACGGACUCCCGAAGCAGACAACCUUCAAAUCAAGCCUGUACUUCUACAAAAGGGAAACACAAAGCUCGCUUUGUACGGCUUGAGCAAUGUGAGGGAUGAGCGGCUUCAUCGGACUUUCGAAGAUGGAAAGGUCACGUUCUUCCAGCCAGGUACACAGAAACAGGACUGGUUCAAUCUCAUGAGUGUUCAUCAAAACCACCAUCAGCACACUCCGAAGGGGUUUCUUCCAGAGCAUUUCCUCCCUGAAUUUUUGGACAUGGUCAUAUGGGGUCACGAACACGAGUGUCUCAUCGAUCCCAGGUACGUCCCCGAGAUGAACUUCCAUGUCAUGCAGCCGGGAUCCUCAAUCGCCACAUCACUCAUGCCAGGUGAAGCGGUACCAAAACACGUUGCUGUACUAAGCGUCACGGGUCGAGAUUUUACGGUGGAAACUAUCCGACUGAAGACGGUCAGACCUUUCGUGAUGAAAGAGAUCGUUUUAUCUGAAGAGAAGGAAGCAAUGAGACUUGUGAAAAAGGCCAACAAUCGGACUGAGCUGACUGGUUUCCUCACGCGCAUUAUUGAUGACAUGAUCAAGCAAGCCUACGAAGAAUGGAAGGCCGCUCAGGGAAACGAGGGAGAAGAAGAUGACGAGGAUCCGCCGUUGCCGCUAAUCAGACUGCGGGUGGAGUAUACUGCACCCGAAGGGGGUAAUUUCGAUUGCGAGAACCCACAGCGCUUUUCGAACCGCUUUACUGACAAGGUUGCCAACAUCAAGGACGUGGUCCAGUUCUAUCGAAAGAAGACAGGUGGCACUAAGAGGGCACAGAACGGCGCAGAGAUGCCCGAAGAGUCUAUGCUUGCAUCACUCGCUAUCGACUCGGUGAAGGUGGAAAGGCUGGUGCGGGAGUUCCUCGCCGCGCAGUCCCUCACAAUACUGCCCCAAAAUUCCUUCGGUGACGCGGUCAGCCAAUUCAUCGACAAGGAUGACAAGCACGCGAUGGAGCUGUUUGUCACGGAGAACUUAUCGAAGCAAGUUGAACAGUUGAUGCAGAUGGACAAGUUGGACGAAGACAACAUUCGCGACGCAAUGGAGGAGGGCAAAUCUCAUCUUGAGGAGCUCUUUGCCUCUGGCCAUCGAUCCAUCCGAAAGAAGACAAAGCGGAAGCCUCGUCCAGAUGGAUGGGACUCGGACCUCAAUGGUGCCUGGGAUGAUCAACCAGCUGCGGUUGCCCGGUCAGAUCUUGAGGAUGAGGAUGAAGACGAAUCAGAUGAACCAGCGGCCAAAUCAACCGCGAAAGGUCGAGGGAAAGCAGCGCCGAAAAAGGCUGCUGCCCCCGCUAAGAAAACUGCUCCGGCGAAGAAUUCAAGGAGCAAGAAGAAAGUCGUCGAGUCAGAAGAGGAGGAAGAGGAAGACGUGGUCAUGAUUGAUUCCGAUGAAGACGAGAGCCAAAUCUUUGUGAAGCCGGAGCCACCUACGCGAGGGACAAAGAAAGCAGCACCAACGAAAACAGCCGCAUCUAAGCGUGCACCUGCUCGGGCGGCUGCACCCACGGCGGGCAAGCAAUCGCAGCUGAACUUUUCCCAGCCUACGACUCAGCCUAGGGGCGCGACGAAGAAGGUACAGGAGGUCAGCGAUGAUGAUAUCUCUGACGACGACGAUGCCUUUGAGCCCGCACCUUCGGCACGAUCUUCGAGAAAUCGACGUUGA
Molecule: messenger RNA, 2139 nt
Organism: Letharia columbiana
Lineage: Eukaryota; Fungi; Ascomycota; Lecanoromycetes; Lecanorales; Parmeliaceae
Exons: 5
Coding region: 1-2139 (712 amino acids)
Biological process (GO): mitotic G2 DNA damage checkpoint signaling; telomere maintenance; meiotic DNA double-strand break formation
Cellular component (GO): nucleus; Mre11 complex
Molecular function (GO): manganese ion binding; 3'-5'-DNA exonuclease activity; DNA endonuclease activity
Source: RefSeq, a predicted model, not a curated record